GCGGUGACGGACGGACGGAGCCGGAGCCGGGGGAUGCCGACGCGCCGGGGCCGGCCAUGGUGAGGGGCCUCCCGUCGUCGGCGACGCAGCACCAUGCCCUGCCCGGCGGGAGCCCUUAGCAGCAGCAGCAGCAGCCCCGCGGCGGCAGCGGCAGGAAGAGGCUGGGGGCGCCCUCGGGGCGGGGAUCGGCGGCGGAGGGCGCGGCGGCGGACGGGGGGCGCCGCCGCCGCGCGUCGCCUCGUGGCCGGGGAUGCUUCUGCCGCCGCCGCCCGUCGUCGCCGAGCCACCAUGCCGCGGAGGAGGAGGAAGAGGAGACCGGUGACAUUACCGGGGAGGGGGUGCGGAGAGGAGCCCCGAGAAGGAAGAGGAGCCGGAGCCCCCCCGCCGCCGCCCCCUCCAAAAAUAUGACCGGCGGCGCCGCCUCCCAGAACCGCCGCCGUUGCAUCCGAACCCCGCCGAACCCCCCCGAGAAACCGUGCGCCGACUCGGAGCGGGCCCAGAAAUGGCGCCUGUCGCUGGCCUCUCUCCUCUUCUUCACCGUCCUUCUCUCCGACCGCCUCUGGCUUUGCGCCGCCGCCGGGGCCCAGCUCAGAGCCCAGGAUAGGAGCGUCGCCCGGCCGGAGGCCGUGGUGAGGAGCGGUGGAGGCGCAGCCCCGACAGCGGAGGCGCAGCUCUGCCCCAACCAAGACUUGAGCUCAGCUUGUGGCCAACCGGCCGCGCCUCCCAGACCAGAAGCCGCGGCGGCGAGCAGCCCCGACGGCACGGCGCAGCCCUGCCCGGACUUAAGCUCUGCCUGCAGCCACCGCCGCCUCUUGCUAGGGCCGCCCGGGCCCGCCUUCCCGGUCGCCGCGCCUGCUGAGGCGUCCCAGCCGCAGCUAGCCUUCCUGGAGCUACACUUCCGCGGCCUGCGGCUCCCGUUCUGCCAAGACUACACCGUCUGGGACCUGCUGCUAGGCAUGGCCGCCGCGGAGAGUUUGGACUGCAGCCUCCGGAGCCUGUUGGCCGACGUGGCAGCGGCGGCAGGCGGGGCGCAGCGCGGGGAAGCCUGCAGCAGCUGUCUCGAGGCCUACCAGAGGCUGGACCAACACGCUCAGGAAAAGUACGAGGAGUUCGAGGAGCUGCUGGAGAAGUACCUGCAGGCCGAGGACUAUUCCGUGCGCUCCUGCCUGAGAGACUGCAAGGCUGUCUACAAGGCAUGGCUGUGCUCUGAGUACUUCAAUGUGACCCAACUGCAGUGCCAACACCGGAUCCCAUGCAAGCAAUACUGCCUGGAGGUGCAAACAAGAUGUCCCUUCGUCUUGCCUGACAAUGACGAGCUGAUCUAUGGAGGGUUGCCUGGCUUCAUCUGCACCGGGUUGCUGGAGAAGGAGCUGCCUGACCAGGAAGCCAAGUGCUGUGAUUUGCGGUGGGACUCCUGUGACCGGCACCUGGAAGGCAAUCGCAAUGCAUCUGCCAAAUCGGAGCCAUUCCAUGACCAACAACACAACACCCCCCAUCACCACCAGCAACGGCAGCAGCAGCACUACAACCUCUACUAUCACCACACCCAAUACCACCACCACCACCCGUCCUUGCUGCCAGUGUCUGCAGGGUCCCGCCUCAGCAACAGCAAGAUCCGGUUCUGCGUCCUGGUCCUGAUGCUCCUCCACACCAUGGUGUCCUUCUCGAGCGUGCACAGCAGCGGGGGACUGAGCUUGGGGGCCUUCCCCACCAUGGAUGAGACCCUCGCAAGGGACGAGUGAACCUCCUCUGCAAGGCAGGGAAAAAGGAAACCUCCAGCUCUUUUCUCACCUGGAGGAAAGAAGGGGUUUGGGUGGGCACAAUGAAGCUCUCCCUACAGUGGUGGGGGUGGCGGCGCAGGACUGGGGGUGACACAGACAAAGCCACCCCAACGCAGAGCCCCCUCCCACCUACCCCCCCCCCAGAGCAGGUUGUUGCAGGGCCCGCCCUGCAGCGGGUGAGUCUCUGAAGCGUUUGGGGUGCUGUGGGAACAAACUCUGAAGAAGGGAUUGUUCAACAGCAGGCUUCAGACUGGGCCUCUGGGGGGGGGGGGAAUGCUCAGUGAGCAGCAGGCCUGAGGCUACGUCUCGGGGGGGGGGAAUGGUUCAGCUAGCAGCAGGCCUUAGGCUGGGCCUCUGGAGAACAGUUAUGUUUGCAGGAAGCCUCAGGCACGGCCUCUGGAGAAAAGGGUUCGAUCGGCUGCAGACCUCAGGCCAGGUCGGGGGGGGGGCAAUAGUUCUGUUGGCAGCAAGCCUCAAGCUGUCGGCCUUCUGUGUCAUAGAGGCUCAAGAGUCUGAGGGAAGGCCCACAGUGGGGCUUGAAAAGAACUGCCUUCUGUGGAAAGGCACCCCCCCCCCGGCCCACCAAGGGCCACUUCUCUGGCCGCCGCCACACAUAACAUGUCUAAUUUAUGGGGCCACGGUGAUCUCUUCCCCAUACUGGGUAACUUGCCCUAGGGGCAAAAGAAACGGCUUGGCAGAGAUCUGUUGUGUUUUUUUUUUCCUCCCCCAUCAUCCUCUCAGCCCAAUCCAAACUAUAAUUGUGAUGGUGCACUGCCCUGCUGCCCCCUGCCCCCAGCUGUAGGACCCUCCAUCAGUCACUAAUAAUUCCCAAGCAACCUUUUCAGUGCUCUCAGUCGAGCCAUGUUAUGUGAUGGGUUGGCCCUUCAGCAUUGCAGUGGGCUGGACUAGAUGGCGCUUGGGUUUCUUCCAGCUCUUCUAUGAUACGGUUUUUCAAGUGCUCCUUGAAUAGCUUAAAUUGAGGGCAUGCCUGCAUCACCCUUGUCCUCCGGGAGAUGUCCUAGGACAUGCCACCACCAGCAGGUCCCCUCCUGCUCCUCCCCCCACCCCCGGUGGUGUGGUCCAAUUUUUCCAUUUUUGGAAUUGGUUUGGCAAUCACUGGGAGUUCCCUCAUAUUUGAAAUAAGAGUUUUAUUGGCAGAACUGCAGCUUGGAAGGGAAAGGGUUAAAUUCAUAGAAUGGUAUAAUUGGAAAGGGUCUCAAGGGUCUUCUAGUAAAAUGCCUGCAAUGCAGGAAUCCAAUACAGUAAAUCACUCCUGCCUUCCCACUUUCUGUGAUCCUGAUAAUGAUUUAAAAACAACAACAACAACCCACACCCUUUCCGUUGCUGCUAGUCAGGCUUUUUAAAGAAACCAUUUUUUAAAUGAAGCCUUUAAAGUAAGGUCUCUUUUGGCCCAGAGCAGUCAAGAGACAUAUUCCCCUUUUGAACCUGGAGUUUCUCCUUGUUAUUUGAACUGUCCCUGCUCUACUAAAGAGAAUUUCCCCCAAUGUUCAUCCAGUAAUCAUAGUAUUAACAUCAUCAUCAUUAUCAAGAAUCCCCAACAGACAGCCAUCUAUCUCAUGUUUAGAAACCUCCAGUAAAGGAGAGUCCAUCCACCACCCUCCAACAGUUCUUACCCAUUGAAAGUUCUUCCUAAUGUUUAGUUGGAACCUUCUUUCUUGCAAUUUGAAUCCUUUGGUUCGGGUCCUCACCUCUGGAGCGUCAGAAAACAAGCUGGCUACAUCUUCCCUGUGAUAGCCCUUCAGAUAUUUGAAGAGCUCUUAUGUGGCCCCUCAGUCUCCCCUUCUCCAACUCCCUCAGCUGUUCCUCACAAGCUUUGGUUUCAAGACCCUUGAUCAUCUUGGUUGCUCUCCCCUGCAAACCUUCCAGCUUGCCAGAAUAGAAUGUUGCUAUUCUUUCCCUUGUUCUGGACUCCUUAGACUUCUGUUGAUGCAGCCUAGAAUUGCAUUAGCCUUUUUUUGCUGCUGCAUCACACUGUUGACUCGUGUUAAGUUUGUGGUCUGCUAAGACCCCAUUUUUUUUUACAUGUACAGUGGUACCUCAGUUUAAGAACAGUCCGGUUUAAGAAUGAUUCGGUUUACAAACUCCGCAAAACUGGAAGUAGUGUCCCAGUCUGCGAACUUUACCUCGGUCUAAGAACGGAAUCUGAAUGGUGGAAGGGCACCGGCAGUGGGAGGCCUCAUUACGGUAGGGAAAGCGCGCCUUGGUUUAAGAACGGAUUCGGUUUAAGAACGGACUUCCAGAACAGAUCAAGUUCAUAAACUGAGGUACCACUGUAUAUGCACAGUUUUGUGUUUCUUUUAAGGAACUCACCUGACCCACGGUGUAUCCCUCAACCCCAUGCCUUUUCCCCAGGCCAGUAGUCAAGGCAGCUCACACAGAUAAGAUACAAAAAGCUGAAAACAUAUAAACGAUAAUUGCUAAAAAGUAAUUAAACUCUUAGAAAUACCCAAAUCUAUUUUUAAAAGUCAGUCCCCAAAGCCUACCUGAAUAAAACAGUCUUUGCCUUCUGGCCAGAAGGACAGCAAGGAGGGAGCCAGACUGUCUUCUCUAGGAAGGGAGUUCCAAAGUUGUUUGGGAGCAGCCACUACUGAGAAAGCUCUCUUCCAUGUCACCGCCAAGCAUACUUGGGGAGGGUGGUAGGACCGAGAGAAGGGCCUCUCCCAAAGAUCUCCAAGCUUGGUCAGGUUUUUAUGGGAGGAUACAUUUCAGAGAUUCUGGUCCUAUGCUUGAUCCAAGAUGCUGGGGAUGGACUCCCAGACUCUGGAUAUAAAAGCAGGUUCACUGUUACCCCUUCCCUAAAGUGGCUUUGGUAGGUGAUAGGAGAGAGAGAAAGAAGGCCUUUAAGAACUUCUGAUGCAAACAAAGUUCGCCCCACAAGUAGAGGUUAUUUUGGGUAAUUUUUUUCUUUCACAUCAAGGUGAGAGGUUGGGGUGCAAUAGGUCAUCUGUUAGGGCUUUAGCUAAGAUUCCUGCAUUGCAGGGGGUUGGAUGAGAUGGCCCUUGGAGGAUACCUUCCAACUCUAUGAUUCUAUGAAAUCUGACUUUCUCCCAUCAUUUGUGAUGCACAGAAAAUGCUUCUGCCUCUGUUUUCCAGUUCUUUGGAACUGUUUAUUACAGCCCGAAUGAGACCAGGCAGGAUGCACAGGGCCCCAAUUCCAAGGUCUGUGAUUCUGUUAUUAUCACCACCUCACCUCCUGGCUGAUGGUGUUUGCAUUUUUGUUUAAAACCUGCCUAUGCAGUGCAAAAAUGUGUUUAGAGCCCUAUCUUUCUCUGCCCCAAGAAGUUGUGCCUGUUCAUUUGAUGGUUGGCAAUACAAACACUGUCACCUUCUGAGAAGGACAAGGCUUUACCAUGAUACUCUCCAGUCCAAGAAUGCAGCAGUACCCACCCACCCCCAAUUUCUAGUCACCCUAAAAAAGCACUUUUCCUCCAUGUCCAAGAGGACAUUUCUGGAGAAGCAUCCCCCAGGAAGCAUUGCAGUGAGUGGGACUGGAUGACCCUUGGGGCACCUUCCAGCUCUACAAUUCUAUGAUUCAAAGUUCUAGCCCUUAAACCAAACAAGCUGGAGGUGGGAGGUGGCUAGGCAGCCAAUGGAACUGGCAAGGGCAAUUGGGUGGGGGGGUGCUCUGAUCUAGUAUUCAAAAUGUGUUGUGUGGGUUCAUUUUAAAUGUUGCUUUACGAUGCUUGUUUUAUAUAUUUUUAUUUUAAUGAUCUCAUUUGAAAAUACUUCAAGGGCCUUUGUGGUGGACUAGAGCCCCAGCACAUUAAAACAACGCCUGCCUCUUCUUGCCACUCCACUGAGAUCUGGUGAGCUAAGAGAGGUUGGGAGGAUGUGAUUCAGAGACCCGGGGCCUGGUUGCUGCUGAACCCUUCUCAAGUGCUUGUAGGCACCAAGGCCAGGCCUGCCACGGGGGGGGGGGGGGGGAACAAGUCAUUUUUUACGGUAUAUAGUGGUGAGGUUUAAAAGAUUAAAGUCAUGUUGCUGAAGUCAACAUUUUAAAACCUCCUUUCUACUCUCUCCCUGCCUUGUUUCUGUCCUACUUUCUCCUUUCUGGGCUCGUCCACACUUUUGCUUACCCCAUGUUUUGAUUGCAUCAUGUGCCAAUUAAUUUCCUCCAAGUCCGAGAGCUUUUCUCAUUCUUUCCACUGCCGUGCCUUGCAAAAAGUCUGAUCUUACCUGCUGCCUGCUGAAUUGGAUCUCACCGAAUGUGCGGAAGUGUUGCUUAACAGAGGGCUUGUCUACCCUUUUGCUUGCCCCAUAUUUCAAUCAUAUCAUGCUGCUAUUCGUUCCCGUGAUUCUGAGACUUCUUGUUGUUGAUCCACCACUGUGCCUUGUGAAAAUCUGAUCUUGCCCACUGAAUUGAAGAUCAUAGGAACAAAAUUAUAGAAUUGUAUAGUUGGAAGGGAUCCCGGGGGUCAUCUAGCCCCUGCAAUGCAGGAAUCACAACUAAAGCAUCCCUGACAGAUGGCCAUUCAACCUCUGCUUUAAAAUCUCCAAUGAAGGAGAGUCCACCACCUCCCAAGGGAGUCUGUUCCACUGUCAAACAGCUCUUGCCCUCAGAAAGUUAUUUGCUUGGUUAAGCAAAAUCUCUGGAUUUUCUACAUGUCUGAUAAAGAUCUGAUUCAGAGGUAAGAUUGGAUUUAUGCAAGGUGUGGCCACAGAACAAGAAACUAGGAAUUAAUUGAUAUACAAUACAAUCCAAAUAUGGGUCGAGUGGAAGUGUGAAGGAGCCCUUAAGCAAAAUCUCUCUUUGGACUCUCUGCAUAGCUGACAAAAUAUGAUUUGGCAGGUGGCACUGGAUUUUCACAAGGAGUAACUGUCGAAGAAUGAGAACAGCUCUUGGACCCAAAGGAAUUAAUUGGGGCACAAUAUAAUCCAAAUAAGGGUCUAGAGAAAGUGCAGACGAGCCAGCUGUCAUAAUAAAGCGACUGUGUCUUUGGAAGGGGGUGGGACGGUUUUCUUAUGCCACUUGACACACUGUGCUUCAUCUUUAGAACUUUUUUGCACUAGUUCCUAUUACAUUUAUUUUCCAAAAACAGUUUGGGAGUUGAGGGAGGGGGGGGAAGGGGGGGAAACCAACCCAAACAACAAAACCAUGCUAUAAUUCAGUUGUAUUAAAACUAUUAUCCUACUCUGUGUUUUCAGUAGUCUCUGUACCUGUAACGCUUUCAGUUCCAUUGUAUUUUGGAUCAGGGGUUUUCUCUGCUCCUUGUUUAACCCAGUAAAGAAAUAAAAUGUUAAGAAUUGAUGAUAA
Molecule: messenger RNA, 7056 nt
Organism: Zootoca vivipara (common lizard)
Lineage: Eukaryota; Metazoa; Chordata; Lepidosauria; Squamata; Lacertidae
Gene: NALF2
Product: NALCN channel auxiliary factor 2
Biological process (GO): calcium ion import across plasma membrane
Cellular component (GO): plasma membrane
Molecular function (GO): stretch-activated, monoatomic cation-selective, calcium channel activity
Source: RefSeq, a predicted model, not a curated record